Pseudo-nitzschia multistriata is the source of this 2622-nucleotide messenger RNA. The record is from the annotation of a GenBank genome assembly. Lineage: Eukaryota; Bacillariophyta; Bacillariophyceae; Bacillariales; Bacillariaceae.
CCGUCGGCAUCCUUCGCAGCACACAAAACGAAGCAAGGCACAUUGAACAAGCGCAACAACACAUACCGAAACAAACCAAAGCACAUCCGACUAACAACACAUCAGAAGAAGAAGAAGAAGAAGAAAGGAAGGCACAAAAAUGGUUCGAACUACCGCCGCAUCCUCCAUCGGCAGGAGGCUAAUCAUGGUUGCCCGAGGAAGUGGCAACGUAUUGUCGUCCUUUUCGUCGUCGUCGUCGUCGUCGUCGUCGCCGAGGCUUGCAUCCACAACGCCCCGGCGGACCGUCGCAUCGGUUUCUGUCGCCGCCGGCAACGAUCUCUGGACGAGCAGAAGGCACGCCAGAAAGGAAGAGUCACCACCGAGGAGGAGGACGACGACCGGGGAAACCCGACACCUCUCCCUUUCGUCUGCGUCGUCGCCGCCGACGCCGUCUGCUUUGUCGUUCCCGAUCCGCUCGCGGAGAAAAAGCCCGCCGGCGGAAGCAGCAAGGGACCGAGCCGGUGGCCACCGCCGCUGGCGUUCGUCGCCGCCGGAGGAAGACGGGCGGCUGCUGGAGCCCCGCGAAAGCAUGGCCUUUGACGUGCUGGUCGUCGGCGGGGGACCCGCGGGGCUGGCGGCGGCCAUCCGGUUCAAGCAGCUCUGCCUGGAGCAGGAGACCGACCUGUCGGUCUGCGUCAUCGACAAGGGGAGCGAGAUCGGGUCGCACAUUCUGUCCGGCAACGUCUUUGACCCGCGGGCCAUCCACGAGCUCUUUCCGCAGUGGGCGGGGAAGGCCGGGAACGACGAGAGCGGGGAGAAUCCCCACUGGACCGAGGUCUUUUACGAGAGCCAGGGAUCCAGGGCGACGCCGGUGGAGAGCGACGCCUUCCAGAUCCUGACCGAGGGCGGGUCCGCCUACCCCGUUCCGGGGGUCUUUUUGCCCAGCCAGCUGCACAACGACGGGAACUACAUCCUGAGCCUCUCCCAGCUGUGCCGGUGGCUCGCCGAGGAGGCGGAAAACCUGGGGGUGGAGAUCUACCCCGGCUUUGCCGCGAGCGAGGUCCUCCUCUCGGAAGAAAGGGAAAGCAACGGGCCCUCCGUCCUGGGGGUCGCCACCCGCGACGUCGGCAUCGGCAGGGACGGCCUUCCCAAGGCGACCUUUGAGCGGGGGGUCGAGCUCCGGGCCCGGCAGACCCUCUUUGCCGAGGGGGCCCGGGGGUCGUGCUCGGAGUUUCUCAUGGAGAAGCUCGGCCUGCGGGAAAGCGAGGCCGUGCAGAACCAGACCUACGGCCUCGGGAUCAAGGAGGUCUGGGAGGUCCCCGAGGAGGUCUUCCAGAAGGGACUGGUCCAGCACACCCUGGGCUACCCCCUCCAGUCCUCGCCCACCGACAAGACCUUUGGGGGGAGCUUUUUGUACCACCAGGAACCCAACCUGGUCCUGGCGGGACUGGUCGUCGGCCUCGACUACAAGAACCCGAACCUCAACCCCUACAAGGAAUUCCAGAAAUGGAAGACCCACCCGGAGGUCCGGAAGCACUUCGAGGGUGGCACCUGCAUCAGCUACGGUGCCCGUGUCCUGAACGAGGGUGAGUAAAUUAAAGGGAUUGGAUUCCUCCGGGGGAGCCGCGAUCCCGCGCUGUCCGGCCUUUCGAACCACGACUGACCCACCCGUUGCGUUUUUUAUUGUUGUGCCAAUGCUUUGUCGCCUCUGCUUUUUCGCUGGUUGGUUGGUUCGUUCGUUCGUUCGUUCCCAUUCUCGCAGGCGGAUACCACGCCAUUCCAAAGGUGACCUUCCGGGGCGGCGCCCUCCUGGGCUGCGCCGCGGGCUUUCUGAAUGCGGUCAAAAUCAAGGGCUCCCACACCGCCCUCAAGUCGGGCAUGCUGGCGGCGGAGGCCGUCUUUGAGGGCCUGGUGGCAGAAACCGACCAGCCACCGGUGGCGGAAACCUUUGAGCUGAGCGAAUCGUACCGGCCGACCGAACCGGCCUCCUACGCCGACAAGCUGGAGGCCUCGUGGAUCUACGAGGAGCUCUUUGAGGUCCGGAACGUCCACCAGGCCUUCUCCAAGUGGGGCGUCGGGGGCGGCCUCGCCUACUCGGGGCUGGCGACGCAUUUCACAAAGGGCCGGGAGCCGUGGACCCUGUCCCACGAGACGACCGAUUCGUCCGAAACCGAGGAGGCCUCGGGACACGAGCCCAUCGACUACCCCCCCCCGGACGGAAAGCUCACCUUUGACCUCCUCACCAACCUCCAGCGAAGCAACACCUACCACGAGGAGGACCAGCCGGCCCACCUGCGGAUCCGGCCCGAAAAGGCGGAGGUCCCCGAAACCGUCUCGCUGCCGGUGUACGGCGGACCGGAGCAGAGGUUCUGCCCCGCCGGCGUGUACGAAUACGUCGAACGCGAAAGCAGCGGCGGCGACGACGACGACCAGGAAUCCUCCCCCGCCGGCGGAGCGGCUUCACCCGGGGGAAAACUGGUGAUCAACGCCCAGAACUGCAUCCACUGCAAGUGCUGCAGCAUCAAAAUGCCGGACGAGUACGUCGAAUGGACGGUGCCGGAGGGAGGAGGGGGCCCCCAAUACCAAGUCAUGUAAUGGCAACAUGCAAAGAGUACAAACCCAAAAUAAUUUGUCUAGCUUGUA